AUGCGACAGGCAGCUGUUGGUGGAGUCGACGUCGCUGAGGAGUUCGACGUGCUCACGUCCGUCGGGCAGCACCCGAACGUCGUUCGCGCUUUCGCCGUUCUCACCAGCUCGCUCGGUCGGCCCGCCUUGUUGCUCGAGCCGGCAACCGAAAGCCUGCAUGCCGCUGCGUGCAGGCUGAAAGAGGGCCGAGACGGCUGGCUGGCCCGCCGCAAGUCGCUGGUCCCGCUGUUUCAGCAGUUCCUCGUCGGCCUCUCGUACGUGCACGGACGUUCGUUUUUGCAUCUCGAUGUGAAACCGAGUAACAUUCUCGUUUUCGAAGACAAGCGAGCGGCGAUUGCGGACUUCGGCUUGGCACGGGAGAUGGUGCAAGAGGCUUGCUGCGUGAUCGGCAACCGUGCCUAUACGGAAGCCCUUCGGUGCCCCGAGUGCCUCAUGGCGGACGACCGGAAGGUGCGAUUGACGUGCUCUGCAGACGUGUGGGCGGCCGCCGUCUCGUUUUUCGACAUUUUCAGCCCCAGGGAUGCGUCGCUCUGGAGAAUGCCUCCGAAGACGUUCGUGCGGGAGACGGAGGAGGCCACAGCCGCCGCCAUUCGCAAUAUGGCCCUUCGUGUCUGCGAAAAGGCGAUGCCGCACGACCAGACCAUGAUGAAGAUCCUGGAGCGGUCGUUCGUGCCUGCCCGGCAGAGACUCUCCUUGACUGCUUUCCUGGACUUGACCCAGAAGAAGUGA
Symbiodinium sp. CCMP2592 is the source of this 729-nucleotide messenger RNA. NCBI's taxonomy places the organism in Eukaryota, Dinophyceae, Suessiales, Symbiodiniaceae. The record is from the annotation of a GenBank genome assembly.